Molecule: messenger RNA, 3882 nt
Organism: Prosopis cineraria
Lineage: Eukaryota; Viridiplantae; Streptophyta; Magnoliopsida; Fabales; Fabaceae
Exons: 8
Coding region: 570-3764 (1064 amino acids)
Molecular function (GO): zinc ion binding; DNA binding
Source: RefSeq, a predicted model, not a curated record
CACAGCAGAUAGAAAAAUUUUCAUCCUAUUGUACUCAAACACAACGCCACCUUGGGUCUUGGGGCCUCACUGGCAUGAAAUUCGUUCACGUGGCACAUGCUUAACCUCUCAUUCCUUCCAAGUUUAAUGCCUUCAUGGAACUGACCCAUUACAUAGCUGCAUCUGGAAGUGGAAGGUACAUAUUGCAGAAUCUCUCCCUCUUUCGCUAACAGGGAAAUACCACUGAAGUAUAUCCACUUUUGCACCAGUCCUGUUGGGCCUCUCUCCCUCUCUCUCCAUGUUUGUUUAUAUAUAAAAGGUCUGUUUCUCUCGUUCUUAACAUUUUCUUCGCUGCUGGACUUCAAAUGUCUUUCAGAACUUUGCUUCAGCCUUGGAUCGGUCUCACCUGCAUUUCCUUGCAUGUAAAAUUGGUGAAAUCUUCUAGGAUUUGCUCUGAUUUCUUAUUGAGUAUGAUUAUGUCUUGCUGACAAUGGGAAUUUUUCGAUGUUUAGUGCUUUAUCUAAUCAAUGGUUGCUAAUACGUAGCUGUUCACGACUUGAUUUGUUGACUUACAGUCAGAAACAACGCAGAUGGGAGCUACUGGAGAUUUUAUCCUUCUAAAGAUGAAUGCUGGAAAUGAGAAAGUGGGGCCGAAGAUAGAUUUGCAACUUGGUAUGAAUUAUUCUAACCAGUGCAUCCUGAAAACUGACUCACGUGCAGGUGCAAAUGCAGUUUCCAAGCUAGACAUGAGAUUUUUUGCCAAUGGCCCCUUAUCUGAACUAGUUUGGUCUCCAGACAAAGGUUUGAGUCUUAAAUGUGCCGAUUCAAGCUUUGCUGAUGAGAAGAAAUCCCUCUUCUGGGAUGUUGGACCAAGCAAUUUUGCUCUUGGUAUGCCAGAAAGCAUUGUUGGUGUGACGUCUACAGCUAAUAGACCAACAGAUGGUGUUUUUUCAAAACCUAUAGCUGCUGUGUGCAUAAAAAGCGAUAUUUCUGGUAAUGAUAUUCUAUCAAAGGAUUUCACAAGUGAUUCAGGUGUCAAGCCUGAGUGUAAAGAAUAUGAAAAACAAGGCAGAGGAUCUAAAAGUGAUAUGGAAGAAAUGAGCUCUACUGAGAGAAAUUUUCAUGAUCAAAUAGAUGCUGGAACUGCUCAGAUAUCUGAAGCAAACAAAGAGAAAGUUUCUACUAUUUCAGGUCAAAUUGUCAAAAUUCAGUUUGACAAUUUAUUGCCACAAGCAGAUGAACGUGAAGCUGGCAUGGAGCAAAAUCCACUAGCAAGAGAUCAGACAAGUGGAGGCGGAGAUAUGGGUGUUAAGAAUCAGGCAUUUGAAACAGAUGACGCUUCAUCUGCCAAGGCUUAUCCUAUAAUUGAAUGUAAAAGUUCUGGUGCUCCUGGAACUAAAUUAACUUCUUCCACCAGAAGUCAUUUUGAAAAACUGGAAUCAACUGCUGAGAAUGAUUUGCAAGCUUUCAACCGUGAAGCUAUCUGUGGUGCAACAAGUAGAGCUCUAGUUUCAAAAUCUAAUGAGAUUGUAGACAAAUCUCAGUAUGAAAAGAAUCUUCCAGUUUUGCUCUCACAAAGUAAUAGGAAAAAUCGCCUGAUUAGCAGGAAACAGAAGGAGAAGGCAUUGUCUGAUGGGGAUGGUAACGUAAAGUUUUCAUCAAAGGAGGAGGAAGAAAGUCGUGAGAGUAUUGAAAGCUGUAACAGUAGUGGGCAGUUCUCCACAGGCAAGAGAUUGAACUUCCAGCAGCAGUUGAUGGUUGAGAGUAAAAGAAUCAAAAGGCAGACACAAGAAGCUUCAGUUUCCAAUUCCCUUGUUAAACAGGAUAGCUCUUUCAUGAACUGGAUAUCUAAUAUCAUGAAAGGAUUCUCACUAUCAAUUCAAGAAGCAAGAAACUGCUUGGCUCAUACUCUUGCAUAUCCAGAUCACGCUGAUCAAUGGCCUGAUCAGAAACUUAUCACAUUCAAUAGAAAUCAAAAUACAGAACCAAAAAAUACUGGCUUUCAAUUUAUUUUUGAGUCCGUGCAUUCUCCAAGCUUGAAGCGUUUAGAAGAGCAUUCCAAAAGUUUUGAUCUAGAAAACAAGGUGCAUGUAAUAGAUGCUACUUUAGUAACCUGUUAUGCAAAGAAUGACACCCUUUACAAACAAGAUUUGAACUUGGAUGAAGUUGAAAGAUCACGGUGGAUAUAUGAAACUGGCUCGUCAUCCCAUCCUAAGAAUGAGGCUAUGAAUUUUGCUAACUUUCAUGAAAGCAGCAAAAGCAAUUCAACGGCGAAUAAAGAUUGUUCAAACUUAGGUCUUAGUAAGGAGAGAGAAGGAAAGACAUCAAGUUCAUCCUUAGCUGGACCAAAAACUAACAAUACCGAAUAUAUUGAUUCCUCUCUGCUGUCUGAGAGAAAGGAAGUAGAUAAUAGCUGUUACAGAAAUGAUACUCUGGGGAGUCAGUGGAUAGCUAGAUUUUUCCCGAGGCCAGUUUCCCCCUUAAAAAUCUCUGAUCACCUCAUAAGGAGUGGUGUGACUCAAGCAGACUCCAGUGAUUGUUCAAGGCUUCCCCAUUCCCAAAAGCACAUUGCUCAGUCAAACAAGUGCAAGAUUGAAGAGAAUCAUGAAGAGCAAUCUGCUGAUGAGGCUAAAGAGUCACAGAACCAUUCCAUCAAUACAGAGGCUUCCAAUGAUAUUAUGGGUGAUAAGGUUGACAAUAGUUCAAUGCAUAUCAACCCAAUGCGGCCUUCCCAAAGAUGCAAAAAUUCAGAGCCAGUGUUUUCUAUGUUUGCAAGGAGAUUGGAUGCCAUCAGAUAUAUCAUAUCAUCAAAUGGAACUGAUAAAGCCAGCAAGGGAGAGCUGAUUUGUUUGUUUUGUGGGACUAAAGGUCAUCAACUUUGCGAUUGCUCAGAGACCUCUGGAACUGAACUUCCAGAUCUCCUAAAGAAAGUGAAGUCACGUGUGGGGUUGGACGGACUGGCCUGUUUCUGCAUUAAAUGCUUUCGGCCUAAUCACUGGGCUAUUUCAUGUCCCACCUCCCUCCCAAGAGGGAAAUGCAAACUGGGAGUCAAUGCUUUGGUGAAUGAUUGUAGCCCCAUUCCAAAACGGUUUACAGAAGGCUAUAGAGAGAUACACAAACUACCUACGGAUGAUGAGGGUGACCAAUUUUUAUCUGGUUGUGCUAAGAACGAUGAACCUGAUCGCAUACCAGAGAAAACUCUCAACUUGAAGCGGAAAUUAAAUGAAGUUAUGACCUCUGAUAAGAUAUGGUCUAAUGUAUCAAUCAAGAAAUACAUUGGUUCUAUGAGACCUCCAUCUUGCUUUGUAGAAAGAAAAAUCUCAGAUGUACCAGAAAAAAUCUUUGAUGCAGUUAAAAAGCUUCGUUUAACCCGCACUGAUAUCCUGAAAUGGAUUAGCUCUCAUAUGUCAUUAUCACACCUUAACGGCUUUUACUUGCGGUUGCGGCUAGGGAAGUGGGAAGGAGGUCUAGGGAGAACUGGAUAUUAUGUGGCCUCUAUAAAUGAGGCACAUAAACAGAAUUCACAGCAGGAUACCAGAACAUCUCUCUGUGUGAACGUAGGGGGGAUCAACUGUAUGGUUGGAAGUCGUUAUAUUUCAAAUCAAGAAUUCCUUGAGGAAGAAAUCAUGGCUUGGUGGAGCACGAGCUCAAAAUCUGGGAUUUAUUCAAGAUUUACUACAGUCAGGAUCCACUUCCACACAGUUAUUCUAAACUCUAAAGAGAGACUUAAUGGAGAGAAACCAGUCCUGGUUGCGCAUGCUGCACUGGAGAAUGAAAGAACGUAAUUCAGAUUAUUUAGAUUGAUUUACUAGGGUAGUUUAGACUAUAGAUUAUAAUUUGAAUCAUUUCUAUCUCAAGCUGAUUUUUUAAAAAACUCAUGAUUAAAAAGUGGUUUUUAUUUUA